Messenger RNA from Drosophila bipectinata, 1939 nucleotides. Its product is annotated as glutathione S-transferase C-terminal domain-containing protein homolog. The record is from RefSeq and is a predicted model, not a curated record. Lineage: Eukaryota; Metazoa; Arthropoda; Insecta; Diptera; Drosophilidae. Gene Ontology annotation, cellular component: cytoplasm.
CUUGGCCCCCAGCUGCACGCCUUUUGUUUAGUUUGCCGUUUUUUUCUGUUUUCUCCUAUUUCCUCAAUGAUUGGCCAGUAAAACUAUGGAUCAGCUCUAUCUGGAGAUCGAGAUCAGCACUCGGGAUUCGGUGACCACCAUUUACACCAGUGUUUCCUCGUUCCUGGCCCUCUACACCUAUAACUACCUGAUCGAGAAAAACAAUGUGCCUGUGAGGGUUAAUUUUGUGGCCACCAAGAUAGCUGGCGGUAAAAUAGCUUUAAGGAGCGAUCAUCUGAAGAAGGAGCUUACGGACCAGCACAUAACAUGCCGUGAGGCGGCGUCCCUAGCCGCUAUUCGGGAUCUAAAGUUACCCAUUUAUGAGAAGGAUGGAAACACCUACAUAGCUGGAACUUGUGCUGUUUGCAGGGAGCUCAUUGCCCGACAACCGAAUGAGGAGCUUAAAAAACUGCUGGGAUUCAAGGGCAGCUGCCUUUUGGCUCCUUCAGAAGCCUCCAUUUGGACCAGAUUCUGUGAGGUGGAUGUCGUUGAGGUAGUCAGCGGUCUUCACAAUGGUCUCAUCUUGCCAGCUGUGCCCGUGGAAGUAGUAAGGUUCGAGCAGCACAUGAACGAGCCGGUCCGGAUGCACAACAUCUACAAGCAGGCACGAGAGCAGGCAAAUCAAACCGAAAAUGGAGGAAAAGUGAAGCGGAAGGAUCGUGUAGAGAUCAAAUGCACCACGCCAAAGGAACAGUUGCUUAUUGAGCACCGUUUUGCGGAGGGUAUCAGCUUUACGAUUGCGGACAUCAUCCUGUAUCCACUUUUGAAGAUUAUCUUCCAACACUGUGGGCAAAUGCUGCCGCAUUUUCCACUGACCAGCACCUGGUUUAGUGAGAUUGAUGCUUUUGAUGAGAGCUGUUCGAAGAUUCUCAACGAGCUGUACGGGGGAUCGAAGGUCAAUACACCGCCGGGAGACCUAUCUAUUCCAGAUUGCGAUGCCACUAGUCUGUACAAGGCCGAUCCAAAGCGGUACAAGCCCAGAAACCGCAUCUACACUAGCCAAUCGGAAGUGGAGGCUGCGCUUGGCAAACUAGCCGCACUGCAGUUGGAGUUCAGCUCGGAUUCCGAACACAACUACGGACAACGGCUGAUUGAUUGGGAAAAGAUUGAACCCUCACACGCCAAGAGCUCAGCUCUGCCCAAGGAGCGGCUCGAACGAAAGCGUCAGCAGCUGGAAAACAUGGCCAACGCUGUGGUUUCCUUGGCGAAACCGGGAGAUCGGAUAGUGGACUUUUGCAGUGGCACUGGUCACCUGGCCAUCUUGCUGGCCUUGAAGCUGCCAAAGUGCACUGUGAUUGUGAUGGAAAACAAGGCUUUCUCUCUGAUCCAGGCCCAAAAACGGGCGCUGGAACUGGGACUUACCAACUGUGUCUUCUACCAAUGCAAUAUAGAUUACUUUGUGGGAGAUUUCGAUAUUGGAGCGUCUUUGCACGCCUGUGGCACAGCCACGGAUAUUGUUUUGCAGCAGUGUCAACGGGCAAAGGCCCACUUUGUUUGCUGUCCUUGUUGCUAUGGAUCGCUGCAACCCAUGCCGCACAUAUCGUAUCCGCUUAGCGAAAUCUUUCAACAGGUGUUGGGUACAAAGGAUUUUCUCUACAUAGCUCAUACGGCGGACCAGGCACACGAAAUGGGGACAACGAACUGCAAGCCGGACACCACGCUGCAGGGGCUGCUGUGCAUGGCCAUUGUCGACACAGACCGACAGCUGCAGGCUGAGGAGGCGGGCUACGAGGUGAUCCUCACGCGACUUAAGCCCGAGCAGUGUACGCCAAAGAAUCAUCUGCUAGUCGGACGUUUUGUCAAACAGAACUGAAAUUCCUAACUCUGGAAACUGCCCCAGGCAUAAAAUAAAUAAAUGCAUUUUUGUAACUCCUGAUUUUACAGGGGGUUUUAAAGCCUG